AUGGAUUCUCAGAGGGGUGUUGUUGAAGAACCUAGAUCUCAUCAGUCUUUGAAUAAGCAAGGCUCUCUUUAUAGCUUAACACUCGACGAGGUCCAAACCCAUUUAGGGAGUUCUGGUAAAGCACUUGGAAGCAUGAAUCUUGAUGAGCUACUCAAGAGUGUUUGUUCCGUUGAAGGUAAUAAUAACAAUCAGCCAUCUUCCAUGGCUGUCAACGGUGCUGCUCAGGAAGGUCUCUGUCGUCAGGGGAGUUUGAAUUUGCCACGGGAUCUAAGCAAAAAGACUGUUGAAGAGGUUUGGAAAGACAUUCAGCAGGACAAGAAUGGAGGUGGUGGUAAUAAUGGUCAUGAGAGGAGAGAUAAGCAGCCUACUUUAGGGGAGAUGACGCUUGAGGAUUUGUUGUUGAAAGCAGGUGUUGUGACUGAGACAGUACCUGGUCCUGGUGGUGGUGGUGGUUUAGGGCAAAACAUAGCUCAAGUUGGCACUCCUUGGGUUCAGUAUCAUCAGCUUCCGUCAAUGCCACAGGCUCAAUCAUUCAUGCCGUAUCAAGUUAAUCCAGACAUGCAAGCGAUGGUGUCUCAGACUUCUUUGAUGGGUGGUUUAUCAGAUACGCAAACUCCAGGGAGGAAGAGGGGAGCUUCAGGAGAAGUUGUGGAGAAGACUGUUGAGAGGAAACAGAAGAGAAUGAUAAAGAACAGAGAGUCUGCAGCUCGUUCUCGAGCUAGGAAACAGGCUUACACUCAUGAGCUAGAGAUUAAAGUUUCACGGUUAGAAGAAGAAAACGAAAGACUCAGGAGGCAAAAGGAGGUAGAGAAGAUCCUCCCAAGUGCACCACCACCUGAUCCCAAGCGGCAGCUGAGGAGAACAAGCUCAGCUUCUUUCUGAUCUCAAAACUCUUUUUUUUUCUGCUUCUGUAUUAGUUUUGCUUAUAAAAAGAAAAAGAGGAAAACAGUUUGUUUCUUUGUACAUUCUUGACUUGGAGCAAUUCUGUUAAGUUCCUUCAGAACAUUCCGAGUUAUUUUAGUAUCAGCAGCAAUCUUUUUCUCGAGUAUCAAAUUUAGAGGUUGAACAGAAUGAAAGAACUUGGAUUUGUAUAAUUUGAAGACAACAAUACUCUAUAGACCAGUCUGUAAAAUGGAUCACACAAAAAUCUCUUUGAAUUUGCCAAGCCUUAUGGGCCAGCUUCGUUCUCUUAUGUAGACAUUAUCUUUAACUUUCAUCAUAAGAACUUGUUUGCAACAUGUUCUGCAAUAGCCAAGCUUGAAGUUAAACCAGGCGACUCGAUGCCAAAGAGAUUCACAAGGCCAGUAACUCCAUGAGUCUCUUCCCCCUGCACAUGAGAAAACAAAUGCUUUCAUAACAAAACCAAAGCUGCCACAGGGAACAAUGCUUUUGAGAACAAAAAUGAUUACCUGUAUGACAAAAUCUGAGGGU
Eruca vesicaria subsp. sativa (arugula) is the source of this 1431-nucleotide messenger RNA. The record is from the annotation of a GenBank genome assembly. Lineage: Eukaryota; Viridiplantae; Streptophyta; Magnoliopsida; Brassicales; Brassicaceae.